Mytilinidion resinicola is the source of this 495-nucleotide messenger RNA. RefSeq lists its product as uncharacterized. The transcript has 2 exons. Gene Ontology annotation, molecular function: structural constituent of cell wall. The record is from RefSeq and is a predicted model, not a curated record. Gene Ontology annotation, cellular component: fungal-type cell wall. Lineage: Eukaryota; Fungi; Ascomycota; Dothideomycetes; Mytilinidiales; Mytilinidiaceae. The coding region runs from base 1 to 495 and encodes 164 amino acids. Gene Ontology annotation, biological process: fungal-type cell wall organization.
AUGCGUUUCUCCUCCACCAUCGCUGCCACCGCCGCCCUCGUGGCUGGUGUGUCCGCUGGCUACGGCAACUUCACCGCCUCCCCGGUCGCCUACGUCACCGAGACCUACGUCGACUACACCACCGUCUGCCCGGAGGCCACCACCCUGACCAUCGGCGAGUCGACCUACACCGUCACUGAGGCCACUACCCUGACCAUCACCGCCUGCUCGUGCACCCUGACCAAGCCCGUCUACACCAGCCUGGUCACCUCGUGCUCCACCAGCGCGGCCUCCGCGGCCCCGGCUCCCCCAGUGUACACCUCCGUCGCUGCUGGCUCUUCCCCGGCCCCGUACCCCAUCGGCACUGGAUCCACCCCGGCCUACACCCCCAAGCCCACUGGCACCGGUGCCUACACCGCCCCGAUCGCCACCUUCACUGGUGCUGCCAACAAGGUUGGCGCUGCCUCCGGCGCUGGCCUUGCGGCCCUCUUCGGCCUCGUCGCUUACGUCUUGUAA